Molecule: messenger RNA, 2349 nt
Organism: Rhinopithecus roxellana (golden snub-nosed monkey)
Lineage: Eukaryota; Metazoa; Chordata; Mammalia; Primates; Cercopithecidae
Gene: SNX24
Product: sorting nexin 24
Exons: 8
Coding region: 450-878 (142 amino acids)
Molecular function (GO): phosphatidylinositol phosphate binding
Source: RefSeq, a predicted model, not a curated record
GGCGCCUGGAGCCCUGCGUCCUCCGCUUCCGGCCCCCGGAACGCCGAAGGCGCGGGAGCGGCCGGGUCAGCGCUUGGACCUGGGUCCGGCCCGCAGCCUCAGGGCCCCGCGGGCGCAGCAGGGCGGGAGGCGGGGCGGCCCGGCCGUGGGCGGAGCGGCGGCCGCGGCCGUGAGCCCGCCCCCAACUCACCCUCAGCCGGCUGGCCGGCGCGGCCAUGGAGGUCUACAUCCCGUCCUUUCGCUAUGAGGAGAGUGACCUGGAGCGGGGAUACACGGUAUCUCACUUCUCCCAUCAGCACUGUCAGCAGUCAUGGAGGGCUUACCAUCUUUGGGACGUUCAUUUAGGAUCUGAAGAUAAAAAGGCUGCUUGUUAGAGGCGUUGGCUUUCAAAGAAAAGAUGAAGUUGAUCUCAUUGGUUCAAGCUAAAAGUGUUUAAGAUAGAAGUGCUAAUGAAUGGAAGAAAACAUUUUGUUGAAAAGAGAUACAGCGAAUUUCAUGCUUUGCACAAAAAGCUUAAGAAAUGUAUAAAAACUCCAGAAAUCCCUUCUAAACACGUUAGGAACUGGGUCCCCAAAGUCUUGGAACAGCGACGACAAGGCUUGGAAACAUACUUACAGGCUGUCAUUUUAGAAAAUGAAGAACUUCCCAAACUGUUUCUUGAUUUCCUAAAUGUGCGACACUUGCCCUCUCUACCAAAGGCAGAAAGUUGUGGAUCUUUUGAUGAAACAGAGUCUGAAGAGUCAAGCAAACUGUCCCACCAGCCUGUGCUGCUGUUCCUCAGGGAUCCAUACGUCUUGCCUGCAGCCAGCGAUUUUCCAAAUGUGGUUAUUGAAGGAGUCCUCCAUGGGAUAUUUUACCCUCAUCUACACCCCAGGUAGAAAUCCUACAUGGCUAAAAGAAGCAGAAGCAAGUUUCGAAGCCACAGUCAAGGAAAUCAAUACUUACCAAAUUAAUCUAAAUGCUAUGAUAUAUAACAGCUCUAGCUAGUGGUAAAGUGUACAGUCCCAGCUUAAUUCAGGGCAGGGACAUUUCCAUUAGAAUGGUGCUCUUAAAAAUAGAAACUGAACCAGGGCAGUGGUCAGUCUAAGGCCAAGUGUUUAAGAAGUAAAAUGUAGCUGCCAGCAUAGAAACCCACGAAAAGGAGGCCACGGGAGAUUCCUGGAAGCACUGAGUGUAGCAAAACAAAGCUACUCUCUGCUUCAGUCGCACCAUUUGCUAACUGAAAAUCAUAUCCUGAAUCAUACUGAGACUGAUCAACUUUGGUAGCUUUUUUGUUCAGAUCUUACGACACACUACUCUUCUCACCAUGAGAUUUUCUCAGCCAGUGAUAGUACAUUCUGAAAUGCUGGCACCAGGAGACGGUCACAGACACACACUGCUAAAUGUGAAGAUGGAACUAAACUGGAAGUUAAAUUAUACUGACAAUCUUAUGGCAUUUUUAAAGAUCAUGGCAUUUUAAUUUAUAUUAGAGUGGAGUUGCAUCAUACUCAGGGGUUAGCUUCCAAGGUCAGUACAUAGGUAAAAUGGGCUAUUAGGAUGAUCCUUGAAAGCCCUUUAGAAGGGUGCCAUGUUGGAAACCUGUACAUCCACUACAAGUAGCUUUUCCCCCCGAUGUUGGAAAAAAAGACUGUUUCUUUGUUUGAAAACCAAGUGAAGUUGUUGGUGUUUGUUUAGGGGUCAUUUUGUUAAAAAAAAAAAAAAAAAAAAAAAAGCACAUACCUUUUAACACUAGAAUCAUAGCCUUGCAAGAUGCUUGCCCCGCUAGUGGCAGAUGUGAACUGACAAGGAGUGAAGCACCCACCCAACGGAUGGACAGCACCCACCUGGGUUUCCUCGAGGGUGUGCAUUCAUCAUAGGUGGGAUCACCACAGGAUUUCAUGUUAUUUUCCUUAUGGCUUCCUUUUCACUGACCUCAUGUGUUGAGUUAAUGUAAGUUAAAGGUGUUUAUGAUAUAAUUCCUCUGUACAUCGUACUUUGAGUAGUAAAGGAUAAAAGCAUAUGUACUACCUAUAUGUAUGUGCUGUAUGUAGGCAUUUCAUUGAGAUCUAAUUAAUAGCUAGCCUAUUUAUGGUUAUUCAUUUUAAUAAGUUCUGUGGGGGGCAAGUAUUUAAAAUCAAAACUAAUAACUACAUCAUGGUUUUUGAUUAGGAUCUAAAUAUUCAGGUUUUAAGCCUGCUCCAAACUUUUAAAGUUAUUAUAGAUUCUGUUACUACAUGUUGGAAACAAGCAAGAACUAAAUAAUAAGUGUUGUCAACCAAAAAUAACUUAAUAGUUGGGUAUUGGAGAUUUUUUUAAAUGUUUUUAUGUUAUUAGCUAUUUGGAGUUAAAUAAAAACAAAGAACAAGGAAA